AUGACGGCGAGCCGCUUCUUAACGGGCUUUCCCUUCGUGGGGGAAUACACGAGCAUCGAGUUCCAGCAGGAGGUGCCCAUCUACCGCAUCUGCUCGCUCUGUGGCGCGGUGCCCUCGGAGUUGUACCUGACCAAGUGCUCGCACUUCUUCUGCCCAAAGUGCUUCGGCAAGCUGCGUGAAGACGACGACACGUUCGUCUGUCCCUUUGACAACGAGCGUAGCAUGCAAGACCAGGUGUACCAUGAUACGACUUCCGCCGACAUUCUGAAAGGUUUCCGCGUCGCCUGCCCGAACAAAGCCAACGGCUGUGACCACGUCGGUCCCCUCAACGGCCUCAAGGAGCAUCUGAGUGGUUGCGGUCACCAAAGCGUCCAAUGCGCCGUCUGCAUGAAGGAGAUGAAGCACCAGGAUGUUGCGGCACACCUGAAGCUGGAGUGCUCGCGCAGCCUGCAGCAGCAGCCCAGCGCCAUUCCGCAGCAGCAAGAGGCCGGCGAGGGCUCCGGCGUGGCGGGCUUUGCUGGACGGGCCGAUGACGGCACGCUGAUCUUCACGGGCGCCGAGGCCUGUCAGAUCAGCGAAGUGCGUGAGAAGCUGGACGACGUGUGUCGCGAGGUGAAGUGGCUCAAGGAGAACUUUGCUGAGCUCGAGGCGAUCCGGAGCACAGUAAGGGCUGUUCAGGACACUGUCAAGAAUGAGAUGAAGAAGAUGCGUGAGGACUCGGCCAUUGCGAACAAGCGGAUCGUGACCAAGAUAGAGAAGAUCCAGAGCUACCUGAAAGGCCGAAUAGACAGCAUAGAGGAUCGCUUCCGGUCCAGCAAGUUUGCCUGGCAAGUCAACAACUUUUCCAAGAUCAAGGAGCAGGUGCUCGAGGGCAAGUCAAAGUCCUUCUUCAGCGAUGACUUCUACGUGGGGAUUCAGGGCUACAAGAUGUACCUGGGUGGACACUUUGCAGAGAAGGACGAAAAGGGUAACAUUUGCCUCAGCGUGUACGUGUACAUCACCAAGGGGCCCUACGAUCCAACGCUGCAAUGGCCUUACAGGAGGCGCAGUACGUUCGUAAUUGUGGACCAGAAGAACAACACAUACCACAAGAUUGCCGAGAUUGUGCCCGAGGAUCUGGGAAAAGAACUGGAACACUGCUUUCUACGCCCCAAGGACGGUGAGAACGAGGGCAUCGGCUACACGGCCAUCAUGACACUCGACGACAUUGAGAACCCGGAAAACGGCUACGUGGUCAACGACUCGUUCAUCAUCACUUUCAUCACCUGCGAAGCUUAAAGCCUCACUCUGAACCAAAGGACAGCUGUAUUGCUGCCGAUGUAUGUCCUCUGAUGCCCAUACAAAUGUGCAGGGCAUUGGCACAUUGAUGGGCGUCUGGACUACAGCGGCUUUGCGGUAACCAUCGACAGCAGUCUUGA
Molecule: messenger RNA, 1418 nt
Organism: Rhipicephalus microplus (southern cattle tick)
Lineage: Eukaryota; Metazoa; Arthropoda; Arachnida; Ixodida; Ixodidae
Product: TNF receptor-associated factor 5
Biological process (GO): regulation of canonical NF-kappaB signal transduction
Cellular component (GO): plasma membrane signaling receptor complex
Molecular function (GO): protein binding
Source: RefSeq, a predicted model, not a curated record